Coregonus clupeaformis (lake whitefish) is the source of this 3540-nucleotide messenger RNA. RefSeq names its product disks large-associated protein 5-like. The record is from RefSeq and is a predicted model, not a curated record. Gene Ontology annotation, molecular function: microtubule binding. The transcript is spliced from 16 exons. The coding region runs from base 129 to 3143 and encodes 1004 amino acids. NCBI's taxonomy places the organism in Eukaryota, Metazoa, Chordata, Actinopteri, Salmoniformes, Salmonidae. Gene Ontology annotation, biological process: regulation of mitotic cell cycle; kinetochore assembly; chromosome segregation. Gene Ontology annotation, cellular component: cytoplasm; nucleus; spindle pole centrosome.
AUUGUUAUUUUGAGUUAUCUAACUUGGAAGUCGUUUAUCUGAGGACCCACGUCCAGAGAGGUUGCUAUCUAUCUGGACAGCUAGAACUUUGAAAUCACCACUAACAACCACUUUUUUCCAACAGGAUCAUGGACUCCAUGGAAGCUCGUUUCGGCCAUCUGCGUCAGCGUGACACCAGUGUGGACAUGCUGCGGGUGAAGAUGUCUCGGAGACGGUCGCAGUCCCAGAAGGAGAACCGAGACAAGGCACUGAACAGCCGCAGGCAGCUUGACAAACUCCCGGAGUUGGAAUGUUCUCAACUGGACAUGUCGGUUGUUGAAAAUGUGUCAGUAGUUCAGGAAAAAGCAUCGAAUGCGAAACAAGUGAAAAACGCUGCAGUGGAGGAGCGAAUUAAAAAGCUGGCCCGUUACAAAGAGAAGAAGGAGCUUGUGAAGGAGAAAGAGAAGAGAGCAAGGGAGAAGAAGGGGGUGUUCAAGGUUGGGCUGUACCGGCCCCUGGCCCCUCUGCCUCAGGCCCCAGCUGCUACAAUCAAAGCCAGGGCAACAACGGCAGUGGUCCAGCCCCAAUCCACCAGAGUGACUCGCUCCAACAUGAGGCAGCAGGCCCCCAAGUUACCACAAUCUAAUGACACUCUUCCUGUUUCAAGAAAAGUUGAACCAGCUGUGGUCAGGUCAACCAGGAGGACCAGGAUCGCUAUAGUUGAACAAGUAGUCAGAGCCCCAUCCACAAGGUCAGCUAAUAUUCCUCCGGUCUCUGUGGCCCCUGUGGCAAAGGACAAACCUGCUGCAGCGCCCAAGACCAGAUCAAAUGCCAAGCAGUCUGCAGCACCACCUGUUGGCAGAGGGAGGAACACCAGGGGGAGCAAUAAGCAGGCUGCUGUGAAAGUGGACGAGCCAUUAGAGGACCACAGGUCUGCCAGCCCCCCACCCCCCAGUGCAGAGGAGGAUGAGAAGAUGGUAGAAGGCCCUGCUCCAGAACCUGUCCCAUCCCAGGCCGACCCCAUCCUCCCUCCAGCCCCCACCCCGUCCUCCUUCGCCCCCCAGGGCUUUGUGUUCCAGGCCCCAGCAGGCCUGUCCUCCUUCAAGCCCACCCCUCUCACUCCCCGCUCUGCAGACUCCUUCUUCAAACCCAGUGUCCCUGUUCUACACCCUGUUCCACUCAGGCCCUCUGAUAACUUGGUAACCAAAAUGGAACUCAGUGUUCCCUCUCCUGCCAAGUCCCCUUCUCACUCACCACCUCGCCCUUCUCCUACUCUGGCCCCUCUGUGUCUUCCGAGUCCCAAAGAACCAGAGCAUGAUGUGCCCUACUUCAGGUCAGUGGUGGUCAGUGAGACAGAGAGCCUGACAGAAUUUUGUCAGCAGUGGGAGUCCAGGGUGGAUGAUGUCUCUGUCCCUGAAGAGAUGUGUGACCGUAUGCGUACGGCGGUGGGCCAGGCCAGGCUGCUGAUGAAGGAGAGGUUUGGUCAGUUCUCUGGCCUGGUGGAUGACUGUGAGCUGGGCAGAGGAGAAAAGAUCACCACCUGCACCGACCUGCAAGGCUUCUGGGACAUGGUCUCCUACCAGGUAGAGGACGUGAACAAGAAGUUUGGUGCUCUGAAGGAGGCAGAGUCUAAGGGUUGGCAGGAGGAGAGCAAGCCCCCACCACGACAGAGGAAGGUGGUCAAGAAGCCGCCCUCUGCUCUGGUGCCUAAGCCUGCCGGUGGUGCUGUCGCCAAGUCUCGUCUGGCUGCCAUCAAGGCUGCAAUAAAGGCCAAGCAGCAGGCUGCAGAGGCAGAGAAGGCAGCGCAGGCCGCAGGGCCAGGCAGUGCUGUGGACAACCCUGCUCCAGCUCCUCAGGACCCCCAGGCGGAGACCCAGGCCCCAGAGCCACCGGUGGUGGUGUUCCAGGGAGGCUUCUUCCAGGUUGAGAGUCCUGCCAAACUCACAGGCUCUGUGAGGAGAUCCACCCGUGUAUCUGCCAUGCCUCAGGCUUCUCCCUGUUCAGUCACCAAGUUCUCCACCUCUGGCAGAACCCGCCACUCCAACACUGCUGCAGCUGCACACGCCUCCCCACUCCCCUGCCUCACCCUCUCCCCUGCUCACCCCACCCUCACCCCUGCCUGCUCCACCCUCACCCCUGCCUGCCCGUCUGAUGCCACCCCACUCCGUACCCCUCACACUGAUCAUGAACCUCAGUCCUACACCCUGGCCCAAAGUAGCCCCACCAGAGUCUCUCUCUGCUUCUCACCAGUCAAAGAAGCUCUGAUGGACACCCAGUCAGAGGAAGGCCCCAGCAACCAACCAGAGCUAGCCUCUGUGCAGAAUGACGUCACUCCUGACCAACCAGAACCCGAGAGCAUGCAGGAAGCUGUAGCUUGUGACCAAUCGGAGCUUGUUUCAGAGCCCACUGUUUGCCCUGAGGAGCACUAUGUGAGCUGUGAGUCUGAAGAAAUCGGCCAAUCACCAUCCAACACACAACAGCUGACCAAUGACGAACAGCACCAAGAAGCCUUCAGCCUAACGGUGUUGGCCACAGAGGAGCCCAACCAAUUAGAGCUCCAGGACAGAAAAGAGGCUUUAGAGGCCUACGAUACCAGCCUACCCAUCUCACCAGGGCUUCCCCUCUCACCCUCACUGCCCCACACCCAAGUCAGGAGCCCUGCCUUCAGCUUCAACCUCUCCCCCACCCCAGCUAGGCCAAGACUUACUGAGGCCAGCCUAUCUCCUCUCUCCUGCCUGGUGCCCCCCUCCUCUCCUCCUGCUGUCCAGGUCUCCCUCGGCUUCCCAGCUGAUGCCGACGUACCAGUGACCGUGACUCCAGACACUUCCAUCACUGAGGGUAUUCCGGGUUUGGACUUUGAGCGCUACCUCCAACCUGCAGUGAGGUGCAGCCUGUCGCCACGGGAGCUGGCUGUUGCCGAGGAGAUGCUGUCGCCCAUGGCGAUAGAUGUAGAAAUGGAGACUCCAUUGGCUCCGUCUGGAGAGCCCCCUCAGGAGGAAGUGUCGACUCCCACAGCUUUUCCCAGUUUGGCACAAAUGUUGACCCCACGGACCACACAGCCAGUUGAGUCACGCCUGUUGCUGUUCACCCCUGAUCAGAUGGACAGAGUGAGACAGUCCAUUUGCCCCAGUGACCUCAUGUCGUUCACACCUCCCUCUGAUUGAUAGAACGAGCAACUGAUGAGACUGAUAUGAGACUGAUAACUGCUGUUGUAUAUUUUUCUAUUUUGUCUACAUAUAGCGAGACUAGUUUAAAGUCUCUAAAAGAAACAUUUUUAUAUGCAUUGUUUUAUUUUAUUUUAAACUCAUUGUCAGAAAAUAGUUUUUUUUGUAACUUUCCUUACACUGUUUUGUGCUAUCUGUACUACAUUAUUAUUUAAAUACCAAAAAGGCACCAGGUAGUGUUAACUAGUAACCACGUUCUAUAUGGAGCCCAGAUGUCCAGCUUUUGUAUACAAAAUCAACUUUGUUUAUUUUUAGCUUAAAUUCUGUUAUAUUGAAUAUGCGUUUGGAAAAACCUUUUGAUUUGUGUAAAUAAAAUGUAGAUUCUUCACAUUUGCUA